AUGGCCAUUAGAAAGCAAGAAAGCCUGACUUUGUUCUUGGUAAUCGUGUUAUUAUCGCUACAUCUCCAUGGAUCCACCCCUUCAAGUCAGCUCCUGGGAGUGAUAUUGCCCGUAUCUCGUCACCAAGAUAAUAGUUUCGAGACGUUUAAGCACCUGGGGCAUUUAUCCCCUUUCUUCGUUCCUCCUAACACACCCGCAUCACUGCGUUCUGGAACGCCGCCGGGCUGCACAGUCGAAAGGGCCUUUCUAAUACGUAGGCACGGUAGCCGACGUCCCCACGAGGACGAGUUUGCUAUUAUACAGAACCUCUCUCAUUAUAUACACGACAACCGUGAUCUAUUCUCAAAUCCCCUGGUCAAACUACCGGAUGCUUAUUCUUUUCUAUCCGAAGGUUGGAAUAGCACCUUCGGAACGGACAGCCUUACCGCGCCGGGUCGACAGCAGCUAUUUGACCACGGCGUAGCACUAAAGCUGCAGUAUCUAGAUUUUGAUAAUGUAACCGAGGUCCUGGCGAGCGAUUCGGAUCGCGUCGUGGAAUCGGCAAGAUGGUUCAUGGACGGGUACUACGGUCGCAUCUCCAAUUACACAGCUACGGUGAACGUGGUGCCGGAAAACGAGACGACAGUUAGUUGGAUAACGCCUUAUCUGGCGUGUCCGAAGUGGGAUUCUAGCUACGGUGAAGCCUCACUAGCAAAGUGGCGACAAGUCUACAUUCCGCCUAUCACGAAAAGAAUCAAUAAGUUGCUCGCCGAGGCAUAUCCCGGAAUCAAUUUUACAGACACUCACACCAGCGCCAUGUUGUAUUCGUGUGCAUACGAAACAGCAAUUCGGGGUAUCGGCUCGUCCCCAUGGUGCGACGUAUUUCUACCAAGUGAGAUAUCAGACAACGAGUAUGAGUACGAUCUGAGGAUGCGGGGGUUCGCCGGGUACGGGCUUCCGGGCGACAUGGCACCCGUACUUGGGAGUUUACUAGUCAGCAACGUGACGAGCUUCUUGCAGCGGGACGAAGGGCCCAAGCUCUCGCUAAGCUUCGGUCACGACAAAACCAUUGCGCUAGGUCUGACGGCGCUGGGACUCGCGUCGGAUGAGCUACCGCCCACUGGGCCGGUGGACCCUGAUCGGGCUUGGAGAGCGGCGAAACUCAUGCCGUUCGCUGCUAAUAUGAUUUGGCAGCGGCUAGAUUGUGACGGGCACGGGAGGAUCCAGCUAAUUCUCAACGGCGCCAAUUACGGCCUGGGCCCAGUCGGCUGUGAGAUUGACAACUAUGGAUCCUGCGCUCUCGGGGACUUCUUAAACACUACCAAGGUGCAAGCGGCACUUAACUGCACCCAUGGUGACGAGAGAUGGAAGGAAGCUUGCCAUUGAGUAGCCUGGUAACGCGCUUAGAUCGCAAAGAACAAAUUGAGUUCAGGGGAUCCAGGAACGGGCACACUACCACUCAUCCGCAAAUUGCGUAUCUUGGCAAAUAUGCUAGUUGGAUCUUCAUGAAGUGAGAUCUCGGCCUAAGACUUCCCUGUUUUAAUGUGUUAGUCAUAUCCUCUUCCCAGACGA
Molecule: messenger RNA, 1551 nt
Organism: Daldinia caldariorum
Lineage: Eukaryota; Fungi; Ascomycota; Sordariomycetes; Xylariales; Hypoxylaceae
Product: phosphoglycerate mutase-like protein
Exons: 2
Coding region: 1-1365 (454 amino acids)
Molecular function (GO): acid phosphatase activity
Source: RefSeq, a predicted model, not a curated record